GUCCCCCCGCGAUGCGGUGGCUGCCGUGGGCGCUGCUCAGGGUCCUAUGGGGGGUCCUAUGGGGGGCCCCAUGGCGGGUCUCUGGCUGCGUCCUGUGCUCCCCGGCGGCGGCCGAGGCUCUGGGGGCCGUGCUGGGCCCGUUCCUGACCCGCUCCAUGCCGCACACCCCGGCCAUGCGCGCGCGGGUCGCUACCAUCAUGCUGCGGGGGGUGCUGGGGCUGAGCCGGCUGCCGCAGCACCCCGAUACCUUCAUGGGCGUCAUCGACGAGGCGACACUGGAUGAAGCCGCAGCCCAGUUCAGGCGGACCCUGGCCCGGCUCGUGGAGCAGAACGUCCAAGACCAGCAGCUCUACACUGAGCUCCAUUGGGCCCUGCAGGAGGUGAAGGACGACUUCGAGCGGCUCAUGAGGCGCUUCCAAAAGCGAGCGUUUUGUAUCAACCCCUGCGGGCGGAUGGAGGUGGUGUGGAUCGAGUGCGUGUCCUGCAACAUCACCCUGUUCGCCUGCAACCGGGGGGUGCAAUGUGGGGAGCGCUCGCUGCGGGUGGUGGAGGGGGACGAGCUGCUGCUGGACUGCGGCUUGUCCUGGCACCGCGCGUCCCACGGCACCAAGAGUUACCGGUUCUACCGUGUCCCGGGGCCUGGCGCCGCGGCCCCCCCGGCAGAGCAGCUCCUGUCCAGCGGCCCCGACCCGCUGCUGCUGCGGAAGGAGGCGGCGGCAGCGGCCGCGGGGCGGUACCGCUGCGAGAUGCGGAACCCGCGGGGGGAGCUCGGCUCCGAGCUGCGCUUCAACGUUACCGUGACCCCCCGGCCCAGACCCCUUUGGCACUCCCCGGCCCCUUUGGCACCUCCUGGCUUCAUCCGGGUCCUUCCCGUUGUCGCCGCCGCAGCCUCCGUGGCCGUUGUGGCCGCCGGUACCGCGGCCCUAUGGUGCUGUCUCCGGCUCCGCCCUCUCCGCGGAGGCUCCGCCCCCUCCCGCGAAUAAAGGCGCCGGCACCCAUGCAUGGAGGGGAGGACCCGGAGAAGUCGCGUGGCGCCGUGGGAAAAAGGGGCGGGGCUUAUCGAAGUCACGCCCACAGAGGAAGCCCCGGCCCAUUCAUGCCCCCUUGGGGGACACACGCACAUACAUGAGCCAUGUGGGUGCACACGCA
Strigops habroptila (Kakapo) is the source of this 1149-nucleotide messenger RNA. RefSeq names its product izumo sperm-egg fusion 1 (gene IZUMO1). Gene Ontology annotation, cellular component: plasma membrane; acrosomal membrane. Gene Ontology annotation, biological process: fusion of sperm to egg plasma membrane involved in single fertilization; heterotypic cell-cell adhesion; sperm-egg recognition. Gene Ontology annotation, molecular function: protein binding involved in heterotypic cell-cell adhesion; signaling receptor binding. The record is from RefSeq and is a predicted model, not a curated record. The coding region runs from base 12 to 983 and encodes 323 amino acids. The transcript has 8 exons. Lineage: Eukaryota; Metazoa; Chordata; Aves; Psittaciformes; Psittacidae.